This is a messenger RNA of Mycotypha africana, 1011 nucleotides long. RefSeq names its product CrcB-like protein-domain-containing protein. Gene Ontology annotation, biological process: fluoride transmembrane transport. The record is from RefSeq and is a predicted model, not a curated record. Gene Ontology annotation, cellular component: membrane. Bases 1 to 1011 code for a protein of 336 amino acids. The transcript is spliced from 2 exons. Gene Ontology annotation, molecular function: fluoride transmembrane transporter activity. Lineage: Eukaryota; Fungi; Mucoromycota; Mucoromycetes; Mucorales; Mycotyphaceae.
AUGAGUAGCACAACAUUAAAGGCGAUUGAAGUCAACGAAAACAGAAUUGCAAUAGCUGCAGCGAUCAUCCCGUUUUCAAUAGCGGGGGUUCUGAUACGUCUUGCUCUCCAACGACUUGAAACUUUUCCUGGGGCGCCUGUCUUUGCACUUGUCUAUGCACAAUGGAUUGGCUGCUUUAUCAUGGGAAUGGCUGGCAAGCUAAAGAGCCCUAUCAGCUUAUGGUACCAACCAUGUCAUCCGGGUAUUACAACUGGUUUAUGUGGUUCAAUCACGACAUUUUCAUCAUGGCAAUUAGGGAUAUUCCAGGAAUUUGCCAACUUUAAUGCUUAUCCACAUACACGAGGCAAAAACAUUUUGGCAGCGAUAUCUGAGUUUGUAGUCACUUUGGCUAUGUCUCUCAACGGUCUUAAAUUCGGACAGCAUGUAGGUGAAUGGCUAACAGGCAUUCUUAACAGUCAUCCUACACGGUGUUUUGGCAGACAAGAAGAGAAUAAGAUGAUGUCAGAAGAAAAAAUUGUACCCAAGGGCUGGUCCGUUCGAUCUCUGACACGAAAAGAUUACUGUACAAUUUUAUUUGGGAUUGCAUGUUGGAUCGGCGUGAUUCUAGCCGCUAUUUUUACGGAGAAUCAGAAAGAGCUAGCAUUGGCCUGUGUUUUUGCUCCUGUGGGUGCACUGUUACGGUGGAUGUUGUCGUUUGUCAACAAGAAAAAUGUGACUUUUCCUUUAGGGACGUAUAUUGCCAACAUCUUUGGUACGGCGGUAUUGGCUGCUUUGAUACUGUCAAGAUCAGGUCCUCAGCUGACACCCAUUUCAUGUAAUGUUGUGGAAGCCUUAGGAGAUGGAUUUUGUGGAUGCUUAACCACCAUUUCAACAUUUAUGGUGGAGUUGACAACGCUUCCAAGAAGACACAGCUAUAUAUACGGUAUCCUAUCGGUAGUCGUUGGACAAUGCUUUAUGUUUGUUAUAUUGGGGACAUAUAUAUGGACAAAUGGUGCUCGUUCCUCCUGUUAA